This is a messenger RNA of Effrenium voratum, 3086 nucleotides long. Lineage: Eukaryota; Dinophyceae; Suessiales; Symbiodiniaceae. The record is from the annotation of a GenBank genome assembly.
AGCCUGCGGGAUGUGACUCCGGCCGGACCCGGCGGGCAUGUGAUUGCCGGGGAUGGACUUCGAGAGCUUUGUGAGCAACGUGCGGAGCGUUUGGGACAAGCUGCAGGCGCUGGGGGCCACAUGUGGUGCGGCCGCCCCACGACAAGAGGAUGUGGCCCUCUCUCACAUCUUUGUGCUGCACCCGUUGGAUGCUGACCACCCUGAGGCGCUGCGCGCCACCAAGCGGGGCGCGCGGCUGCUGCACGAGGGCCGCACGGAGGAGUCCAUCCGCGAGCUGCACGACGCCCGGCAGCUGUCGCAGAGCCACGUGGCCUGCAGCAACUUGGGUUGCGCCUACCACGCCAAGAACGACGAUCGUGCCGCCCUGUACUGGUACCGCGAGGCCUACCGGUUGCAGCCUCAAGAUGAGACGGCGACCUGCGCCUUGGCACUCCUGGAGCAGCGUCGGGGCGAGGCGGAGGAGGCCCGGCGCUUGCUGGUGAGCUUCCUGCAGGUGGAUGCCUCCCACGUGGGGGCGCUGCGGCUGCUCGGGCGGCUACAUCAGCGUCAGUGCCAGUGGAGUCAGGCGGCGGGGUGCUUCCACCGGCUCAUCGAGGUGGACCCCACCAACGACGAGUGGCCCGCGCAGCUCCAGGUCUGCCUGGACCAGCUGGAGGCCAAGGACGGCCUGCAGGGCCACGCCUUCUCCUUCGACGCCACGGAGGCGCUGAGCCACGCCGCCGCCUGCCGGCGCCGAGGUGAUGCGCUGUCCGCGACCUCCACGACCUGCAGCUCCAUGACAGGCCCCGGGCAUUCCCGGAACUCCCCAGGCCGUGGUGGAGGCGGAGGACUCGGUGGCUUCCUCCCCAUCCAGGAGAGCUUCCACAGCAGUGCAGGGCAAGGUCUCGCAGAGGCGCAGCGCGCACGGCGGAUGGGCAACACGGACGACGCCGUGGACAUCUACCGUGGCCUCCUGUCCCGGGAGCCGCGGAACACCGAGGCGCUCAUGGGCUACGCAGACUGCCAGCAGGACCUGGGGAACUUGGACGAGGCCCUGUCGGCCAUGAAGCAGAUGCUCUCCACCAAGUCCGACGAUGUGGAGGCGAAUCUGCGCGUGGCGGAGCUGCUGCUGGAGCAAGGCAAGGACAGCGCGGUGGACAACUUCUUGCGCUUCGCCUCUCUGGGGAGGAGCCGCGUGGGCCCGGCGCUGCAGCAGCGCCUGCUGUGCGCAGAGGCGCAUUUGGCGCUGAACAAGGAGGACCACGUGAAGGCCCUGGCCACCGCCUCGGAGGCGGUGCGGGUGGACGCCUGCUCGGGCAAGGCCCUGCUGCUGCUGGCCAUGGCCAGGCACCGGGUGGCCGACUACUCGGCGGCCCUGCGCGCAGCCUCGGCGGCCCUAGAGGCGGCAGAGGAGAAGCGUCAGACCAAGCUGCAGGCUGAUGCGAAAGUGGUGGCCUCACAGGCGCACGAGCGGCUCCGCGAGUACCCGGAAGCCAUCGCCUGCGCGGAGCGGGCGCUGGCCUCGGGCGCCGGGGCGGAGGCGCGGGUGGCGCGGGCCGUGGCGCUGCAGCAGAGCGGCCGCGCCCGGGAGGCCGAGGAGGAGCUGAUGUCUGUGCUGCAGUCGCACCCGCAGCACGCACUGGCCCGGCUGCAGCUGGCGUACUGCCAGUUGCUGGGGGGCAACGCCAACCGCGCCGGGGCCAUCCUCGAGGGUCUGCUGGCCUCGCGUGCCUCGCUGCCCCGAAGCCUGCUCGGCUGUGCGAAGGUGUACCUGGCGCUCGCGCUGGCUGAGCAGCAGAGGACUCAGCGCGCCAGCAGCCUGGCGCAGGAGGCGCUCACCGCGCACCGGAACCUUCAGACGGCCUGGGACCCCGGGAGCUGUGGCGGGGAUCGGCAGGUCUGGCGGGAGAUCGAGUCGGGGCAGCAGAGCGGCACCGGGGCGCUGCAGCGGCUGCGGGGCAUCUGCGACCUGGACCUCACCGCCGCCCAGGCGAGGCAGCUGUUGCAGCUGCUCGCAGCCGCCGCAAACCGCCCAGAGCUCGCGCCGAAGAGGGAGGGCGGCUACGGCAGCGCCGCGUCGGUGCCCUCCACGCCGGCGCCCUCUACGCCAAGCGCCCGGGGACGCGGAGGCGCGACGCCGGCGAAUGCGACUCCCUGCGCAAGGUCCAGGGACCAGUCCCAGGACCGCGCCUUCACCAUCGGCUGGAAUGAGCUCAUCCGCCCGGAGCAGCUGAUGCUGGGCCCGCAGCUAGGCGCCGGCGGCUCCGCGCAGGUCUUCAAAGGCUCUUGGAACGGCCAGGAGGUGGCCGUGAAGCGCAUCUCCGGGCUCGCGCACUUGGAGGCCAUGAAGAAGGAGGUGGACGCCCUGCGCCGGCUGCGGCACCCCCGGCUGGUGCGGUUCAUCGGGGCCUGUGUGCAGCCCCCGCUGCUGCUGGUGGUCACGGAGUACAUGGCCGGGGGGUCGCUGCACGACCGGCUCUUCGGGUGCCGGAAGGCCCUGAGCUUGUCCUCCUCCCAGCGGUGGCUCAUCGCCUGCCAGACCGCGGAGGGCCUCGCCUUCCUACACGCGCAGCGGGUAGUGCACCGCGACCUGAAGUCCAUGAACAUCUUGCUGGACUCCGCGCAGAACGCCAAGAUCUGCGACUUCGGCUUGGCGCACCAGAUGUGCAUGGAGUCCACCCACAUCGCCCGGAAGCUGGACGGCGAGGGCGGCUCCCCGCGGUACAUGGCGCCCGAGUGCUACGACGCCAAGAUCGGGAAGCUCACGGAGAAGGUUGAUAUCUGGGCCGCCGGCUGCAUCCUCAUCGAGCUGUUCGGGGGUGUCCUGCCCUAUGCGGACUGCCUCACCAUGCCCCAGCUCACCGCGAGGAUUCUCGUGGAGAAGCGUCCCCCAGACGUGCCGCCGGGCACGCCGCCGCAGAUUGUGGCGCUCAUCGGGCGCUGCGUCAUGUUCGAUCCUUCCUGGCGAAUCACUGCCACAGAAUUGCAGUCGGAGCUCGCUAGGCUGCGCCGCUGAUUUGGAGGUCCAAAGCCGGCCUUCACUGUACGAGUCGAGUUCGAAUUCGGUGCACGUCCGGCGAUUCGGUGGUCGCAAACAAACCAGGACA